UGAAGCAUCACUCAAAAAAAACAGAGCCCAGCAGCACAACAUACCGCGUGUGGAUGUGCACACACGUAUUGACCAAGCGCUGCAUCUGCCGAAGAUUUUGAAGUUUGAACAGAGACAGCGACACAGGCGCAACGUCUGGCAACACGCAAGCACAACGAACGAGGCACCAUCAGCCUUCACGAUCACAUCACAGGCGCGGCAGCAAAUCAAUCACGGCGUUGGCCACGUUGCUGGCAUGGCAACAACGACGCGAGAGCAACGCCACCAUCAUCAAUCCACCCACCUUCCGCCCGCCACGACGUGCGCCAAAGGGCACGAAGAAAAGGAGAAAAAGAAAGAGAAACCAGCGCGGCGCGGUCGCCAAUCCUACCUGCCUGCCCUCCGCGGAGACCGUUGCCCGCUUCGCCGUCACAGCCAGCCCCCAAUCAAAAGAGCAGAGCAGAGCCCCCCUCUUCCCCCUUCUCCCUCCCUCCCUCCCCGCUGGCCGGCACUUUCCCCAGUCGAUCGGGAUUCGGGGAGCAUGGCGAGGGCCCUCGACGGCUGCUACUCCGCCAAAGACGUCGCCUACAGCUGUGGGUACUGUGGCUAUGCAUUGAACUUGAGCUCCUCAACACGGAACACGGCCAACAUUGGAUCAAAGUAUGGAAAGCAGAUCAGGAAAGGCGUCGUCUCGUUCUUCGCGAUUGACGAGAGCCGGUUCACACAAACUGACGAGGUGAGCUGCAUGCCAUACUUCAGCUCAAGGUCUUCAUGGGGUUUCUUCAGAAGGAGAACACGAUUGCUCUGCCGCAAGUGCAGUGCCCAUAUCGGUAACGCUUAUGACGACGAGGACUCUGCCUUGUAUCAUAGCUCAGAUGACACACUCGCAAGCUCAGAGGUCAGCAGCAUGUCUAGUCGAAAGAAAUAUGUUAUCAAGAUCAAUGCGCUACAGCCCUCAUCCGACGACUCCGGUGUUCCAUUCUCUCAAUGACAGCAAUCUGAACUGAUGUAUUGUGUGCCUUGAAAAGCAUGGUUGCUCUACUCUGUGCCGGCACUGGGAUGCUGUGAAUCAGAGCUUUUCAAGGAACUUGUCAUCUCUGUGAUGCUUCAGUCAUCUCACUGCACAUACUUGAUAGUAAUUUUUCAUUUCUUUUCUAUUACCGCUAUACAUGUAUACUUUAAACAGAAGUGUCAAAUUUUGGUUGUGUUGAUAGUACAAAAUGGGAGGGUCUUUUUGGUGUCUACGUCGGUACUUGUGUAUCUAUGUCUUCAGCGUGUUUGCAACAUGUUUGCCAUAUUCAGUCACCUCCCUAUCAGGCGUUCAGUUUCA
Messenger RNA from Triticum aestivum (bread wheat), 1309 nucleotides. RefSeq lists its product as uncharacterized. Bases 236 to 970 code for a protein of 244 amino acids. The transcript is spliced from 2 exons. The record is from RefSeq and is a predicted model, not a curated record. Lineage: Eukaryota; Viridiplantae; Streptophyta; Magnoliopsida; Poales; Poaceae.